Messenger RNA from Cercopithifilaria johnstoni, 462 nucleotides. The record is from the annotation of a GenBank genome assembly. NCBI's taxonomy places the organism in Eukaryota, Metazoa, Nematoda, Chromadorea, Rhabditida, Onchocercidae.
AUGAUUUGUCAAGUUUCGAGUCAGUUUUCUCUCCUCAUGUUAUUGUUUCUGAUGGUAAUGCUCACAAAAGAAUGUGAUAUCGAAAUUCGAUUAAAAUCUAGAGCUGAAGAACCAUUCCAAUUUCAUUUUUCGUCAGAAUCUGCAAGAUAUUGGAGUGAUCGAAUUGUUGUAACAGGAAAAACUGUUAUGAGAUCGAAUGGUUCACUCAGUAAUUAUCAUGUUUUUCAUGUAAAAGGUUCACAAUGUGGCGAGAAGAACUGGCAUUUCUUUGUAUGGGGAUUGAAAGGGAAAAGUACUUUAUUAUCACCGAUAUGGAAAAUUAUUGAUCAUAAAAAAUUAAAAAUGGAAAGCUUACCGUUGGAAGCAUUGAAGUUGCAACCAUUUGUAGAUGUCAUUGUGAAGAAAAAUUUAAAAGCAUCCAUUGGACCACGAUUUGGUGUUUCAUUAUGUGAACAUUGUUAA